GUACUUUUUACACUCUUUAGGGAACAGAGUAGUUUAAAAGCUCCUGACAUCAUUUCAAAUCUGUCCGUUGCCAUUGUUCGAAAACAUGUCAGCAGAUUCAACAUAACGAGAUCCAAUGUGUGGGAUGGGGCAGUCAGAGGAUUUAACCGUGUAUCAUACUCAGAAUUCAGUGACAGGUUUGUAAAGUUUUCUGAUGAUGCUGGCACAUUGGAAGAGGGUCUUGAUACAGGUGGACCAAGAAGGGAACUUCUCACUUUACUGAUGAGCAGCCUGUGGAAUCGUCCCAUUUUUGAUGGACCACCCAACAGCCGUUACCUGGUGUACAAUUCAGUUGGUAUGUAUUUAAUUAACAUUGAGGAGAAACAUUCAAUUUUGGAAGAAUGUGUCAGGUGGUAUGUGAUUGACAGAAACCACAGUGUUAUUAAAAGAUUUAAGGAUGGACUUGCCACUCUGCAGUUUCUGACAGCACUUGAGCAGCAUCCCAGUGUUUUGUCUCCUUUCCUUUGCCACACUGAGAAGAAGCUGACAGCGACUGAUUUGGAAAACCUCUUCAAAGCAGAACUCAGCCCAGUUGGUAGUAACCAGAGGCAAAAGGAAUCCAGGACGCUUUCCUUUUGGUCAGACUAUCUCCUCGACUGUGAAGAACACCAGACUGAAGUGCCAUUGGAGAAUGUGCUGAUGUUUGCUACUGGCCUAACAUCACUUCCACCUGCUGGAGUAGCACCACAACCAUGGAUUGUUUUUCUUGACAAUUCACUCUUCCCAACGGCAAAUACAUGCACAAACACACUCAAGUUACCAAUCUUAGAGACAUACAGUCUUUUUCAGACUCAAAUGGAUUUUGGAAUCCAGAAUUCACCAGGUUUUGGAUGUAUUUAAGUAAACUUUACAUCCUCCGUAUUCUCAGUUCAUAUGUCUUGCAAUGUCACAAAGUUACAAUCUGUGUAUUGCGUUGUUUCCUUUUUAAAUAAGUUCUUCUGAGGUUGCACUCUGUAGUUUCUACUGUAAUUUUUUGAAUACUCGUGAUCAGAGGCCUGUUGUUUCCUUCAUUGUGAAAUAGAGUUGCAGUGCCUCCUCCCAAUUAUCUGGCCACUGUAACUGAUUGUGUUCCAUUGCAAAUUCUAGAUAUUCCUGGAUGUUUUUGUCUCCACAUAACUGCAUUGUCAGCCUUGACUCAGGAAAAGCACUUAACUCCUCUUCUUCAACUGCAAAGCCACAGUCUCUUGAUCCAUACCUGCAAGAAGAUACAUUUCUAUGUAAAUGUAUUCAGCAGACACAUUUAUACAAUGUAAUUUUUUUGUAGUAGUGUAUAUUAAA
Sinocyclocheilus grahami is the source of this 1317-nucleotide messenger RNA. Its product is annotated as G2/M phase-specific E3 ubiquitin-protein ligase-like. Gene Ontology annotation, molecular function: ubiquitin-protein transferase activity. The transcript has 4 exons. Lineage: Eukaryota; Metazoa; Chordata; Actinopteri; Cypriniformes; Cyprinidae. The annotation marks the transcript as partial. The record is from RefSeq and is a predicted model, not a curated record.